Molecule: messenger RNA, 3706 nt
Organism: Rotaria sordida
Lineage: Eukaryota; Metazoa; Rotifera; Eurotatoria; Philodinida; Philodinidae
Source: the annotation of a GenBank genome assembly
CAUGGUAUCAAUAUGAAAUGAUUCGUUAUAAACCAGAUAUUAUGCAAUUUAUUGCUGAUUUUGAUCAUCCAAUUUUUCGUUAUAAAUGGAAUUCAGAAAUAUGGCUUGAACAAUUUCAAAAUACUAAAUCUCAAAAUCGUAUGACCAAUAUUAAUACAAGACAUCGUUCAAAUCUAUCAUCUGAUCAAAUUCGUCAUUUACUUCAAAUGACUGUUAUGUUAAAUACAAUUGGAGUUAUACGUAAAAAAAAUUAUUUUAUUAACAAUCAACAAAUUACAUUAAAUUUAGAUUCAAAAUUAAAAACAAUCAUUUACAAUCAUGAUUCAUUAUUAGAACAUAGUCAAUCAAUAAAAUUAACAACAACUCCUUACAUAGAAACAAAAGUAAAUGUGAUUAAUGAAGAUUGUGUUAUUGUUUAUGAAGAUUGUUGUAAAAAAUAUAAAAAACCACUUCUAUUAAAUAUGGCUAAUGCAAUAAGUCCAGGUGGUGGAUAUCGAAAAGGUGAUGGAGCACAAGAAGAAAAUCUUUUUCGACGAUCAGAUUAUUUUCGAAGUCUUGAUAUUGAUCUUGAUUUUAUUCAAGAUGAAAUAUCAGAACGAUUUUAUUGUUCACAUGAUGGUGAAAUUCGUUCUCUUUCUGAUUCUACAACAAUCUAUCCAAUGGAUGAAUAUGGAGCUAUUUAUACAUCUGGUUUAACAUUUUUUCGAAAAUCUGAUGAUAAAGGUUAUGAAUAUAUGGAAAAACCAUUAGAAAAUGUUUGUUCAUUAGCUAUGGCUGCAUAUAGAAAUCCAAAAUUAGAUGGAAAUAUGUUAUCACCUAAAUAUGCUGUUGGAAUGAGAAAAAAAAUUGAAAAUAUUUUUUCAAUUGCUUAUAAACAUAAACAUGAUUGUCUUAUAUUAUCAGCUCUUGGUUGUGGUGCAUUUCGAAAUCCACCUGAUCAUAUUGCUAAAUUAUUUCGUUCAGUUAUUGAACAAUAUGCUGGUUUCUUUCAAACAAUUCUAUUUGCAAUUAUUAAUGAUCAUAAUACUGGACAACAACAUAAUCCACAAGGAAAUUAUAAAUCAUUUAAAGAUGAAUUAGAUGGUUUAUGUGUUCAACCUAUUUUAUCAUUAAAUUAUCCUAAUACAAUCAUUGGUCCAUAUCGAAUUUCAUCAGAUGGUUCAACUAUACAUGAUGUAACAAUUUUUGAUUUACAACCUUGUCCUUACAGUGCAAAAUGUAAUGAAAUGUAUGAUUCGAAACAUGCUCAAAAUUACUCUCAUCCAACUUUAUGUAAACAACAAUGUUUGAAAAGUACAUGUGAUAAAAUAAAUGAUUUGAUUCAUACGUCUUCAUUUAUACAUCGAACACCAUGUAAACAUGGUGUUCAAUGUAAAGACAUUGACAAUAAAAAACAUUCUCAAGAAUAUGAACAUCCGUCUUAUUGUCCAAGUGGAGGAAACUGUCAAGAUACAAGUGAAGAUCAUGGACGAGCAUAUCGACAUUUACCAUUGUGUGAUUAUUUUCAAAAAUGUUUAGCAUAUAAAAGACAUGAUGUACAUCAUUGUGAGAAAUUUCGUCAUUAUAUGCCUCAUUGUAAUUAUGGAAGUUAUUGUGUUAAUUUUCAUGAUAGACAACAUAUUGAAGAUUACAAACAUCCAUUUUCAACUCCAUGUUCACUUACACCAUAUCAUUGUGAAAUGUAUGAAACAUUCAUAAUGACAAAAGAUCCAAGAAAACUUUCCGAUGACAUUCAACAACAUUAUCUAAAUUUUGCUCAUGUAUGUGUUUUUGGACGCAAUUGUAUCGAUAAAGAUCCAUUACAUUGGGAAAAAUCGAUUCAUGUACAUCGUUGUCUUUGUCCAUUUGGUAAUAGAUGUGCAAAACUUGUUCAAGAAGAUCAUUUAAAUUCAUUUACACAUUCAAAAAUUCGUGAUAUUCGUUUUCUAUGUAAACAUGCUGAUAAAUGUAACGAACGUCAUGAUUCAAAACAUUUAACAAAAUAUCGACAUAUAAUUACAUUAGAAGAUAGUGGUGUUGUACGUUAUUUUAAUUUAAAUAAAGAUAUUGAUUUUGUUCAAAAUCAAAAUGAUAACAUAGAACGUGUUACAAAUUAUGUAAAGAAAGGGAAAUGGGAAACAUUAAAAUCAGGAUCAAUUCCACAAGAGAUCGUCGAUUGGAUACGUACUGUUCAACCUGUUCAUAGAUGUAGACGAGCAAUAUUCGAAUCAAUACUUCUUCAUGGACAUGUUAUGAGUCGUGAUUAUAUGGAACAAUUAAAGAAACCAAUGUUUGUUGCUACUUCUGUUCUUCAACAUAGUCGAUUAAGACAAAUUAAACCUUUAAAAGAGAAAAAAUGUUCAAGAGAUGCAAAAGAAUACAUUCAAGCAUUAGUUAUAGAAGAAUUUGAAAAAGAACAUUUCGAAAAUAUAAACACAAACGAAACAACAUCAUCAUCUUAUAAAGCAAAUGCAGAAACUCGUCAACAAUUAAUUACAAAUAAAAAAGUUAUUCUAUCAUAUGUUCUUACUGAAGAUGACAUAAAUACAAUUAAAACAACAGCUAUUGAAAUAGCUCAAGCUUCAAUAAAACUUCAUUCAGAUCCAGCUGGUAUUGGUUAUGAACGUGAUAAAGAUUUAGGAACAAAUAAAAAUGUUUUUAGUAUUCUUGGACCACAUUUAGGACAUUACUAUGGAGAUAUAUUUAUUGUAUUUAAACGAGAUAUUCUUCAUCAUCCAGAUGCAAAUUUUUCUAUGCAAGCAGCAACAUCAUAUGCUAGUGGAAAUUGUUUUGAUUGGCGACCUUGGUUAGGUAAAAAUUCAAAUUCAAAAGAUGAUGAUAUUAAAUUAUUUCAUAAAACAAAAUUACAUGCAUCAAUAACAGGUUAUGAAUAUGCAACUGCUCUUGAAUUAAUUGCUACAACAAGUAAAAGUUUAAAGAAAAAAUCAAUGAAUAUUGAUUUAGAAACAAUUCUUACAUGUUGGCAAAAUAAAGAUUCUCAUGCAAAUAUUGAAGCACAUUUACCUCAACUUAUUCCACUUGAUUAUAUUGAUCAUAUUUAUAUGUCACAAAAUACAUUUGAUUCAUUAAAUCCUAAUGCACGAAAAUUUAUUAAUACUACUUUUAAAUCUCGUAUCACUAAAACAUUACAUGAAAUUGAACUUGAUCCACCUAUGGAACCAUUUGGUCCAAAACCUGAUUCAAACAUUCGUGUAGAAUAUCAAGAUUUUGUUAUAAAAGAUAUAAUUGAUAAAUAUGGUCAACGUGAUAUUCAUGCAAUUUCAAGACCUAUUCAAGGUACUGUUAUAACAAUACCUUCAAGUGAAUUUAAUGAUCAUUAUGUUUUACCUAUAACAAUAUCACAAGAAUAUAAACAAUAUAAAAUUGAUCAUCCACAAGUAUCGAAUGAUAUUACAGUUUAUAUUUAUUGGCAAACUAUGAAUGGAGAUAUGAUGUUAACAUUAUCAAAUGAACAAAUUAAUACAGGAGAACAACAACCAAAUCUACAUUGUUUAAUAUCUUAUAUAGCUGAAAAACCUUCAACAAAAGAAGGUCAUUAUCAUGAAAAUGUAUCUUAUUUACAUAAUGGUCGACCAUUUGGACAUGAAUUUGUUAUUAAAGAACGAACAUAUGCAGCUAAAUCUCGAUCAUUUUAUAUUGGAUGUAAUACAGAUGAUUUUAUGACAUUUUGUCUUGAAAUUCAACGUUCAACAGGAAAAGUUAUUUU